Messenger RNA from Fulvia fulva, 978 nucleotides. RefSeq lists its product as uncharacterized. Bases 1 to 978 code for a protein of 325 amino acids. NCBI's taxonomy places the organism in Eukaryota, Fungi, Ascomycota, Dothideomycetes, Mycosphaerellales, Mycosphaerellaceae. The transcript has a single exon. The record is from RefSeq and is a predicted model, not a curated record.
AUGUCGACCACUUCCUCCCGAAUCGGCCGCCAGCCAGUCUACCGCCGCCCGUCGUGGGCACACACCGAGGCAUCGUACAAACACUACAUGCGCAAGGACCUCGCCGCCGAUCGCUCUCCAGGCGCUGAUCACGGACUUGACACCUUCUCCUACGACGAGAGUCACCUGCCAGAGUGGAAGAUGCCCACCGAUCUCCACGGGCGCCUUCCUGAGAACCUCAAGUCUCAGGUCAACGAGUGGGAGUGUGCUGGCGCCGCCGUCUCCACCUCGCUCGAGCGUAUACAGCAACUCGAGGACGAAGCCAUCUACCGCGCAUAUCCUGAGAAGUCGAGUCGCCUGGCCUCGCUCUCUCGACAGGGCUCCAUCCAGGGUUCUACUGGUCCAGGUGCCGAAACUCCACCAAUGAGCUCGCCCAUCUCACCGAUCCCGGAGAUGCCAUCUUCUCUGCUUCCACUCGAGAAGAUGUCGUUCGACACCUUACCGCAGCGCCGCCACAUCAUCGGCAUGGAGUCGCCACCAUUCACGCCGGCCGACAGCAAUGCAUGCACCACUCCCAUCUUCAGUGGCAUGGAGAAGAACAUGCCGGCAGACGCCCAUGCUCUCACUCGUCAGCUCUCACCCAUCUCAAUGAGAAGUCGUGCCGAGUCUACUUCCACCUGGGCCGAGUCGAGCGCUUCGGGCACCGCUCUCUUCGACGAGAAUGCCUGGGAGACUUACCUAGGCACAUUCAAUGCCGAAUUGGAGGACUUGCGCAAGUACUGCUGGGCUCGCUUCAAGGGUGCCGGUCACAAGAUCGACCAGACUCGCACCGAGCUGGCUUACGAGAAGACCAACCACGCGCUGCUUGAGGACUUCAACAAGUGGUGGAUGGAGACCAAGCCUAAGGUGGCCGAGUACGAGAAAAAGCAGCGCGAGUUGGAAGCGCCAACUCUAGAGCUUGUGCGUAUGGAGCGCAUGUCGCAGGGUCUGGCUGUCUAG